AUUUUCCUGCCCCAGUGAUAAAACUGAACUCCACUCCACUCAAGAACUCUGAGAUGGUCUGGACACCUAAAAGACCUUUCAGGCUCAGAUGUGACAGAUAGGAUGAUGUCAUAUGGAAGACCAGGCUCAGAGGACACCAGAGAUUUGUCUCCAAAAAUGCCCUCACUGUCAAAAACCCCAGCGCAUAGCACACAGGAACAUACCGGUGCAGUUACAAGAACCAAUUAGACCUUUACUCAGAGAUCCACAUAUUUGUUUCAGAAACGUGGCUCAGUGACGGACGCUGCCGUUCAGCUAGAAGGGCUCUCCUCGCUUCGUGCCGACAGAAAUUAAACUCUGUGCGGUAACACUCGCGGUGGUGGCUUGUGUGUUUACAUCAACACCGAAUGGUGCAAGAACUCUAUGCUAGUCUCUAGCUACUGCUCAUCGCUGGUGGAGCUUGUGACUGUUAGAUGCAGAACUUUUUAUUUACCAUGGGAAUUCACCACUGUUAUCAUAACUGGAGUUUACAUUCCCCCUAGCGCAAACGCUAAGGAAGUACUCAGUGAACUAUAUGGGGCUAUGAGCGAACUGCAGAACGCUCACCCUGACGGACUGUUUAUUGUCACCGGAGAUUUCAACCAUGUGAAUCUCAAGACAGUGCUCCCUAAAUUCCAUCAGUAUGUGGACUUUGCAACGAGUGGGGCGAAAAUGCUUGAUCUUUUUUACACAAACAUCCCAGGGGCGUACCGGGCGGAGCCCCGCCCCCACCUCGGCUACUCAGACCACAUCUCUGUUAUGCUAAUUCCAGCAUACAGACCGUUCGUCAGAUUCACAAAACUGCUUCAGAAGCAGGUGAAAACCUGGCCAGCAGGAGCCAUCUCUGCUCUUCAAGACUGUUUUGAGUGUACUGACUGGCAAAUGUUCAGGGAGGCUGCAACAUAUGGCGACUCUACCAACUUGGAGGAAUACACAGCAUCAGUGACCAGCUACAUCAGCAAAUUCAUUGAUGAUGUCACUUUCUCCAAGACCAUCACCACACGCUCCAACCAGAAGCCGUGGAUGACUGCGGAGGUGCGCACGCUGCUGAGGACCCGAGACUCCACCUUCAGAGCAGGCGACAAGGCAGCCCUAAGAACAGUGAGGACCAAACUGUCCCGGGCCAUCAGAGAGGCAAAGCGCGCACACGCCCAUAGAAUCCACAGUCACUUCCAGGACAGCGGUGAUCUCUUGCGCAUGUGGAAGGGCAUCCAGGCCAUCACCAACUACAGGACAACAUCAGUUGCCUGUGACAAAGAUACCUCCCUUCCAGAUGCGCUAAACGACUUCUACACUCGGUUUGAAGUGCAGAACGACGUGGUGGCAAGGAAGACCUCCCCUCCUCCCAACGACCAGGUGCUCUGUCUUACCACGGCUGAUGUGAGGAAAACUCUACGUAGAGUCAACCCACGGAAGGCUGCUGGACCAGACAACAUUCCUGGCAGAGUGCUCAGAGGAUGUGCAGACCAGCUGACAGAUGUUCUUACCGACAUCUUCAACAUCUCUCUGAGCAGCGCCGUCGUUCCAACGUGCUUCAAGGCCACCACCAUCGUCCCAUGCCAAAGAAUUCUUCAGUCACAUCACAGUCACUUCGAAUCACAUCAUCAAGUUCGGCGAUGACACGAUCGUGGUGGGUCUCAUCAGCAAGAACGACGAGUCAGCAUACAGAGAGGAGGUGCAGCGGCUAGUGGACAACAACCUGUCUCUGAAUGUCAACAAAACAAAAGAGAUGGUUGUUGACUUUAGGAGAGCACAGAGUGACCACUCUCCGCUGAACAUCAAUGGCUCCUCUGUGGAGAUCGUCAAGAGCACCAAAUUCCUUGGUGUUCACCUGGCAGAGAACCUCACCUGGUCCCUCAACACCAGCUCUAUUACCAAAAAAGCCCAGCAGCAUGUCUACUUUCUUUGCAGGCUGAGGAAAGCACAUCUCCCACCCCCCAUCCUCAAUACAUUCUAUGGAGGUACUAUUGAGAGCAUCCUGAGCUGCUGCAUCACUACCUGGUUUGGGACUUGCACCGUUUUGGAUAGCAAAGCCCUGCAGAGGAUAGUGAGGACAGCUGAGAAGAUUAUCGGGGUCUCUCUUCCCUCCAUCAAAGACAUUUACAAAAAACACUGCAUCCGCAAAGCAACCAGCAUUGUGGACGACCCCACACACCCCUCAAACAAACUCUUCACCCUCCUGCCAUCUGGCAAGAGGUACCGAAGCAUUUGGGCCCUCACGGCCAGACUGUGUAACAGCUUCUUUCCCCAAGCCAUCAGACUCCUCAAUACUCAGAGACUGGUUUGACACACACACACACACACACACAUGUCCUGAGUUGCACUUUAAUUUUGUCACUUUAUAACUGGCUGCUACCUCAAUAACUACUAUGUGCAUAUAACAGUAUCUCAUAGUAUGUUAUGUUUACAUUUGGCAUUUUUAGAAACUGUCAUCAUUUGCACUACUGUAUACUGGUCGGCACAACACUGUCUCUUACUGUGUCUAUUGUCCUGUUCAUGUUAGUAAUUUAUUGUACUGUCCUGUACUUUUUGCACAUGUUUGCACGUGCAAUUUAUAUAGGUAUGUUAUUUAGUCUGUGUAGUCUCAUGUGGUUCUGGGUUUGUCCUAUGUUGUUUUAUGUAGCACCAUGGUCCUGGAGGAACGUUGUCUCAUUUCGCUGUGUACUGUACUAACUGU
Molecule: messenger RNA, 2695 nt
Organism: Xyrauchen texanus (razorback sucker)
Lineage: Eukaryota; Metazoa; Chordata; Actinopteri; Cypriniformes; Catostomidae
Exons: 2
Coding region: 403-1638 (411 amino acids)
Source: RefSeq, a predicted model, not a curated record